Solanum pennellii is the source of this 834-nucleotide messenger RNA. RefSeq names its product probable calcium-binding protein CML13. The coding region runs from base 56 to 499 and encodes 147 amino acids. Lineage: Eukaryota; Viridiplantae; Streptophyta; Magnoliopsida; Solanales; Solanaceae. The record is from RefSeq and is a predicted model, not a curated record. The transcript has 2 exons. Gene Ontology annotation, cellular component: myosin II complex. Gene Ontology annotation, molecular function: calcium ion binding.
ACAAAAUCCAUAAGAAGAAAAGUACGAGAGAAAUACAGAGAAGGCGAAGAACACAAUGGGGAAAGAUCUGAGCAACGAUCAAAUCUCCUCCAUGAAGGAGGCAUUCACUCUCUUCGAUACCGACGGAGACGGCAAAAUCUCACCGUCGGAGCUAGGUAUCCUAAUGCGUUCACUCGGAGGUAAUCCGACUCAAGCUCAACUCAAAUCAAUAAUCGCCGAGGAAAAACUCACAUCGCCGUUCGAUUUCAACCGGUUUAUGGAACUCAUGUCGAAACACUUGAAGCCGGAGCCAUUUGAUCGCCAAUUACGCGAUGCGUUCAAGGUACUUGAUAAAGACGGUACUGGUUACGUUGUUGUUUCGGAUCUAAAGCAUAUUUUAACUAGUAUUGGUGAGAAGCUUGAGCCUUCGGAAUUUGAUGAGUGGAUCCGAGAAGUUGAUGCUGGAUCCGAUGGUAAGAUCCGGUAUGAAGAUUUCAUUGCUAGGAUGGUUGCCAAGUGAUUUUUGCAUGAAAUUCGCAUCUUCGGCUAUAUUACUCAAUAGCAAGAAACAGGACCUAACUUUGCCCUCUCAUUUGUAUGUUUAAGUGUAUCUUUCAUUAGCCAUUUUGCUAAUCGUCUAUUUUAUUGUAUUUUCCCCUUGCACUGUCAUGGAACAACUCAUUGUUCAAAUGUUUGGAUUAUAUCCAGGUAUGUGGUAUGCAAUCGCUUCUUGCAAUGUUAAACCAGUUAUGUAUAGUUCAAAUGCCAUGUAUCUUUUAACUCAGCGCUUCAAUGUUUCUACUUCUUGUAGUGGAAUAUCUUUGUUCAUUUAUUAAAUCAAAACUUCAGCAGUAA